Echinostoma caproni is the source of this 300-nucleotide messenger RNA. The record is from the annotation of a GenBank genome assembly. NCBI's taxonomy places the organism in Eukaryota, Metazoa, Platyhelminthes, Trematoda, Plagiorchiida, Echinostomatidae.
AUGUUGGAUGAUGUUAAUGUCUCGGAUGAUGAUGAUGAUGAUGAUGAUCACGAUGAUGAUGAGGAUGAUGAUGAUUCGGAUGAUGAUGAUUCGGAUGAUGAUGAUGAUUCGUUUUCGGAUGAUGAUGAUGAUGAUGAUGAUGAUGAUGAUGAUGAUGAUGAUGAUGAUGAUGAAUCUGAUGAUGAUGAUGAUGAUGAUGAUGAUGAUGAUGAUGAUGAUGAUGAUGAUGAUGAUCAUGAUGAUGAUGAUGAUGAUGAUGAUGAUGAUGAUGAUGAUGAUGAUGAUGAUGAUGAGACAUGA